GAAUGGGAUUGGCCGGACGACGCAGAAUCUUCGCCGUCCGAGAGACAUCGAACGCGGGGAUAGCCUUGGCCUGGCCUAAGGCUUGGAUGCUUUGACUAUCUGUAAGAAUCUUGGCCUUUGCUUGGAGUUGUCUUGGAGGACUUGGAUGAUCAUAUGUGCAAGAAUCUUGAGAUGAUCUUUCUGUAAGAAUCUUGGGGUGAUCGUCGACGCCAGGGGCGUAAUCACUCCUCCAAAAAUGGGCUGGAAAUAACUCCCUCCGGGGGGCGGCAUCAAAUGCCAAGGGAAGGGCGGCACUUGUGUUUCGGGAGCCAGAGAUUUAACUGCUCUUUCCUGCUAGUCCUGGACGUUCGCUAACAUGGCGACACCGCCUCGAGAGCCCGGCCAUGUACAGCAUCGCAUGUCCGCCGAUGAGAUGCGUGUUCUGCGGGAGUGUAAUUCGGAGAGCUUCUACCGUCGGAGUGUGCCGAUCUCCAGCGCCAUGAUGGCCGGCACUCUGUACAUGAUCCGCUCCGGCCGCUGGCAGCCCGGACGUCGGUUCGGCGUCGUGCCGAAAGUCGCCGUAGCCGGUAUCGUGGGCUACUUUAUUGGCAAGAUUUCAUACAUGGAAACGUGCAAGGAGAAGCUGAUGCGUCUGCCGAACAGCGAGAUCGGCCGUCUGUUGCGCAAGCAGCGCUCGGGCGGCGUGGCCGAGCUGGGUCUGCCUGAGCAGGGGGAGCCGGCGGCGGAGGCUGCGGCAGGUGCGAGCUCGGUUCGGCCCGAGUGGAGCCUGCCGCCGCGCUCCGAGGGCCUGGACGACUACUACCGGCCGACGGUGGACACGCCGGGCGCCGUGGGGCCGCUCACCACCGACGACAUCCCGCCGGCGCAGAACUACACCACCUACGAGGAGCUGCGGCGCCAGAACCGCGCGGAGCUGGAGCAGCGGCUGCGGCGCGGCGCGCCCGCCGACCAGCCGCCGCCCGAGCGCCAGGAGCGCCGGCCGCCGCCCUCGCCGCCCGACUCCUCGGCCAACAAGUACGGAGACGUCUGGGACAAGUGAGCUGGGUGAACUGUUUUGUUUUGUGGUGCGUUAGGUGUGGCAGGGUAUGCUAAAUGUAGUGAUAAAAUGUUAUUUCUAGUAGCAACUAGCGAGGAAGCGUCUGAGCUUUUGUCGUUCAGCAGAUUGCCGUCAGGUUGACACUCGCAAUGCGAGAAGUUGGUAUAUCCCGGCUCAGCUGCCCUAAUACCAUACCUACGGGGGUAAAACAUGAUGACGAUGCGAAGAGACGCUUUUUGUGUUGACCUCAACAUGAGAUGUACCUAUUUCAACUGGGUGUCAUCCUUACUAUAAUUUUUACUAUAGAACCAGACUUUCGUACAUAAAUUGUAUUUGAAGGGAUUACUGAGAAGCUUUCUAAGUGAACCUUACACUUUCCCGACCCGACCCCAUGCAAUCAUGACCUUGGGGAUAGAACAUUGUGACGUAAUUGAAUAUUUCACGUCUUGGAAACGAUGCGAAAAUAAGUAUCGUUAUUGUCGCAGUCGUUGCUGCUGUUGCCCGAAAACGCAAGAAUCGAAUGAACGCUUUCCGCGCUGCAUGGCAGCAUGCUGUGAAAACGCUAAAUAAUUGUACGUGAAACUGGGCUGAAGAGUAAAAUAAAAAUCCGAUUACAGAUCA
Amphibalanus amphitrite is the source of this 1657-nucleotide messenger RNA. Its product is annotated as OCIA domain-containing protein 1-like. The transcript has 2 exons. Lineage: Eukaryota; Metazoa; Arthropoda; Thecostraca; Balanomorpha; Balanidae. Bases 356 to 1039 code for a protein of 227 amino acids. The record is from RefSeq and is a predicted model, not a curated record. Gene Ontology annotation, cellular component: endosome.